Octopus sinensis (East Asian common octopus) is the source of this 1975-nucleotide messenger RNA. RefSeq names its product tripartite motif-containing protein 45. Gene Ontology annotation, molecular function: ubiquitin-protein transferase activity; zinc ion binding. The coding region runs from base 373 to 1797 and encodes 474 amino acids. The transcript has 4 exons. Gene Ontology annotation, cellular component: nucleoplasm; chromatin. Gene Ontology annotation, biological process: positive regulation of DNA-templated transcription. The record is from RefSeq and is a predicted model, not a curated record. Lineage: Eukaryota; Metazoa; Mollusca; Cephalopoda; Octopoda; Octopodidae.
AACCCGCCACGUAAAAUACACAUACACACACACACACAUCCAUACACACACAUACAUGCAUAUAUAUAUAUUUUUAUGUGUGUGUGUGUCUAUAAAGAUAUAGGUACAUCAAUACCUUCUUGACGUAUUUCUUUGAUACGUCUCCAGGAAAUAUGGCAGAACGUAGGAAGAAGCACAAGAAACACUGCCAUGGCUACAAAUUAGUUUAACGAAGGCAAAGUAAAAUAUUUCUUAAUUGAAACUUCUUCACCAGGAACUGAAAGAAAACAGCAUUAAAUUGGCAUUGAAGACUUGGCACUGAAGAACAGAAAGUGAAACUAGAGGAGAGAGAUAAGGAGGAAGAAUUGUUAAAUAGGCUGCGAUAACAGAAGAAUGGACGAAUCCUUGUACGAAAAUUUCAUUUGUAAUCUUUGCCUGGAACCCUAUACUGAACCCAAGUCCCUUCCAUGUCUACAUUGUUUUUGCUUAGAAUGUCUGCUGCAAUAUCUGCAAUCCAGGCAACCAACCACAGCUUCACCAUCCUCCGUUCUAUAUUACGAUAACUUUCCUUGCCCGGUUUGUAAAUAUAAAGUGAGGUUGGAAUGGCAGCAAAGACUCAGUUUUGCUAAUCUAAGAUCUGUCGUAGACUCAUUCCCAGACAAUUUCCACAUGGUAAACUUAAUGCAACAACUAGAUAUUCGACCCGUAACCAAAUUCUGUGGCAUUUGUAUGGGAGACGACAUCCAAUCGAAGAGUGUCUCCUGGUGUCAGGACUGCUACCAAUCUCUGUGUGAAAGCUGUACAAAUUCCCAUCGGACUCUGCAGUUGACAUCCGACCACACGUUGAUAGAGGACUGCAGUGUGAAGGGCUUCCUGUUUGCGAACAAUGCAUACCCAUGCCCGAAACAUGACACUGAAUCUCUGCGGUCGUUCUGCAACAAGUGUAAGGUGUGUAUAUGCUACAAAUGCCAUCUGACUGACCACAAGAACUGUGAGAAGAUAAUACUGUUGGAGGAAGCUGUUGCUGACUAUUCUACGACGGCUGAUCUGAUCAUAGACAGCCUCAAGAAACACAUGGAGGAAAUGGUGCUUCUGCGAGACAAAAUAACAAAACAGCGCAAUACAGCCCUUGACCGUCGAACCAGCAUAGUGUCUGAUAUCCAGGACACGACCAGUCGAUUGAUAGACUCUCUCAAGAUGAAUGAGACCAACCUGAUUGAAGAACUGGAAAAGUUCUACAAAGAAGAGGAUGCUAAGAGAGAAAUUCUUGAAAAUGACAUCAACGACACAUUGUCCAAUCUUUCAGAAACUUACAAAAUAUUUGAAAACUGUUACCGAGGUAAAAAUGAACCUCAGUUCCUGAAUCUUGUUAAUACAAUUGACAAGAAAAUUCCCGAUAAUGCAAAGAAAGUGAAGAAGUUGUUAGAACGAAUUGACAAAGAAAAGAGACAUUUUCGGUUUGACAUGAACACCAAAAUCCAGGAAUGUCUGAGAAAGUUGGAAGGUUUGCCACUCGGAACAGUUACCAUUACUUCUGAGACUCCAACAGAAGAAGUGGGCAACGAUGCCAUCGUGAGGUACAACUUACCAAAGAUAGAUUCGUCGACGUCUAUGAACUUUAUCGAGACAACAGAGGUAGCAACAGAAACGGCCCUUGUUGAGGUGAGCAAUGAAAAGUCUCGGCAGGUAAAACCACGUGGUUUGUUGUCCUGGCUGUGUAGACGUGGUCCACCAAAGGUACCACACAUAACCAGGUCUAUCAGUCAGUCAAAAACAUCCCUGUUAGCUGAUGGAGUCAUAUUUUUGUCAGCAGAGUAAGAAAACAUUGCAACCGAAUUGAAUCCCUGUCUUGGAUACUGGAAGAAGACCGUUUUAUUUUUGGAACUUAUGAAUAUACUGAUUAUAUACAUAUAUUUAUACACACACAUAUCUGUACUCAUAUAUACUUGUUCUACAUGCAUAUCUAUGCAUACAAAUACAAUAAUAUGUGUGUGUG